This is a messenger RNA of Linepithema humile (Argentine ant), 11786 nucleotides long. It is a transcript of the gene Hers, whose product is annotated as Histone gene-specific Epigenetic Repressor in late S phase. Lineage: Eukaryota; Metazoa; Arthropoda; Insecta; Hymenoptera; Formicidae. Gene Ontology annotation, biological process: heterochromatin formation; negative regulation of DNA-templated transcription. Gene Ontology annotation, molecular function: transcription cis-regulatory region binding; chromatin binding. The record is from RefSeq and is a predicted model, not a curated record. Gene Ontology annotation, cellular component: chromatin silencing complex.
GAUGGCUGUACUCGCUACCUUCGAGGCUGCUUUCCGGUUACGUCAAAAGCAUGAAGCCGCGAGAUGCUGCCCUCUCACGAUAGCGGGGAAUCGUGCUUUCGACACUACGUGACAGAGGGCUUCGCGUGGGAGUAGUGGGGGAGCGGCGCGAGGAAGAAAAUGGCCGACGGGGCUACGGUAAAAGGGCAGGGACGUCGUGCGAGGUGCGCGCUGCGCGACACGAGAUUGCCAGUUUCGCGAUAGACCGCGCGAAAAAGGGCCGUCGAACUUCCGCCGGGAAAGGUCCCUCGUCGUCGCUCGCGGUCGCGCGUCCCGCCGGGAGGUCGUUCAGACAGGACUGGAGCCCGUCACCGUCGCCGUCGCCACCAGCGAUCGCUCGGCGCUACGAUUCACCGUUUUAAAAAGCGUUCGCGGAUCGAGUGUUGCAGCUGACGGAAGGGCUCGCCGAGAGAUAAAUCCAGUUUGCGAGUCAUAUCGCAAUUAUUAAAAUCUACAAUGGCAGUUAGGUAGUUGUGGAAAUUAACAUUGGACAUUUUUUGUGAACUUCAAUCGUAUUUUUAUUUAUUUGAAAAUGUAAAGAAUACGAUCAUAAUGAAGCCACAGAAAAAGGCUGUUGUUGCCAAAAAGGCAACUAAAAUGCCAACAGUCGCCAAAAAACGUCGCACAUUUAUAGAGAAGACCAUGCCCGAUGUGAGGAAGGAAAAGAAAUCAAAGAAAAAUGACAAAGUGGAAGAUUCAAAAAGGAAGAUAGAUAAUGAUAAGAAGAAAUUAGAGAAAGCCGAAGAGAGAAAAAAAUUUGAUGAUAAGAAGAAGAUGGAGGAUAAGAAAAAAGAACGAUCUGACAAGUCAGAUGAAAAGAAGAAACAGUUAAAUAAGGAUUAUGACAAGAAAGCUGACAAGAUUGACGACAGAAAGACAGAAAAAGGAGAUGAUAAAGCAAAUAACGAAGAAAUAAGUCAAGAAAAUAUGGAUAAGAAAAAAUUACAAAAAUGUGAAGAGAAAGGAAAAUUAGAAAAACAAUCUGCUGAUAAUAAGAAGAAAAUUGAGAAAACAGAGGAUAGAAAAAAGAAAUUAGACGAUAAUGCAAGUGUAGAGGAUAAUGUAAAGCCUUUAAAUACAACAGAAAAUAAGGAUUUACUUGAAAACAAAAUUGACGCCCAUCUUCCACUUAAGAAAAGAAACAAUGAUAAAAAGAAGGAUGUGAAACUUAUUAAAUCUGAUAUCAAGUCAAUUUCGAAGAAUUCCACCGUAAAGGAUAAAAAAUCUGAACGCAAGAAAAUUCCUGAGAAGGAAGUGGCAAGCAAGAUUUCUUCUGCUAAAACAAAGAAGGACAGUUCUAAAACAAAACAAGGGCAGAAGAAGAGUAUUGCAAGAAAAACAGUUUUAACAAAGAAGCCUCAUUUAUCGAUAGUUAAAAGAUUAGUGGACAAGAAGAUCAAGUUAGUCAAACCGGUGAAAGAUGAAGAAAUGAGCGAAGAUGAGGAUCCAGCCAAGAAAGCGAAGAAGAAGAGCAGCAGCAUUGUGAAGAGUAAAGUUUUGCAGGAGAAAAAACCAAAGCUGGCUAAACACAUGAAAGCCAAAUUGCCUCAGAAAAAUUCGAAGAUCAGCGCUGUUCUGAAAAGGGAAGAUAAAUUGAAAACUAUAACGGAGAAAAUUAUGGCCAAGAAGAAGUUGGAAUUAAAAGAGUCUGAGGAAGCUGGAGCCGAACAUAAAAAGAUUACAAAUAAAGAUGAAGUUUGUCAAGGACUAGAGGUGAGCAACAUUAAAAGCGAGAUUGAAGAAGACAAGGAUACCGAUAAGAGUAAAGAGGAAAGUCUUCAACCAAAAUUACAGGAUAAUAAGAAAGCUAUCAAAAGUGGUAACAAAGUUAGCAGCAAGAUUCCAAAGAAGACUGGAAAAAUGAUUAAGGUACAAACGGAGAGCAAUAAUCAAACAGCAGCUUCAUCCGAGGGCAUAUCUUCCGAGGAAAUUAACAAGCAGUCGAAAAUUUCCGAAGAUAGCGCGAAGUCUGCCGCGAAUUCCAAACAGGAACAAAUUAGCACUGAGAACACGGUUGAAUUGGAUUUAAAGGUUGAGGCGAUGAAUGGAGAGAGUGCCGGUGGCAUUACAUCUCAAUCUUCCGAGGACGAUUCUGACGAUGAAUACAAGAAGAACAAGCAGAGGGAUUCCAGGAAUAAAGAGAGGGCUAACUCACCAUCGGACGAACGGGCGCGACGAAUGCGACUUUUCGGCUUCUGGAGUGGACCAAAACGACACAGGGUCGCGUCAUUGAAUGCCUUGGCUAAAGUUCACUGCCUCUACGAGAACGAGACCGGUGGAGUCUAUCUUGGAGGUUUCUGCAAACCGAGCCCGAGAAAAAAAGAAAAGCCGAAGAAAAUGAAAGAAGAGAAAGAGGAGCAGCCACCGCGUAAGGAGAAGGAGAAGAAAGUUGAGUGCAAAACAGAAGAGAACGUUUUGAAGAGAAAGUUGAGGAAUGUGCCAGGACUACGUGGCAAACAUUGGGAUAUGAUGGAAAGUUCAUCAUCUUCGUCGUCCUCCGAGGAAGACUGCGAGAAGGAAAAGAAUAUCGAACCGAGCAAGAAGAAAAUGACCAAAAGGAGGAAGAAAAACGAGGAAGUAAUGGAUCUGAAGGACAUGGUUGUUUGCAAGAGGAUGGCCAGUCUUAAUGCCACUGCCAUUUUGGCUGCUUCCUACUCCGACGAGAAAAAUCGUUGCAGCGGCAGCAGCAGCAGCACUACUGAUUCCUCCUCCAGUGAAUCGGAAGUAGAGAUAAUUAAAAGACGUAGACAAAAUGACUCUGACGUAGAUAAGAAGAAGCUUAGACAAGGCUCGGAUCCGGAGGAUCCUCUUAUUAAGCCAUCCAAGAAAGUUGUCAUCGUUAACCAGGACACGGACGUCACUAUCACUGGUGUUUACGUCAAUCAAACCCGGUCCACCCACCAUGAGGGUUUCUGCAGUAUUGCUGGUAUGCAGUACAGGAUCAGCUCCACCAGUCACACUCAAACUGCAGCUACCGCAGUGGCUACUGAACUUCACGAUCAGCAAAAAACGGAACAGCCUUGCAAAUCCUACACACCACUGGGUGCAUUGUCCUCUAUGCAGCCUCCAGGUAGCCAGGGUAAUCAUCCUAAUAUGUCACCUCGCAGGCAUUCAGCAUUCUCAGCCCCUCAUCAGCACGGGUAUUAUCAGCCGGCUGGUCCACUGAUACAGCACCCACCGCCACCGCCACCGACUUUACCACCCGUUAAAGGUCCGCCCCCGGAACCGACACCCACGCCUCCGCAAAAUUCAGAGGGCUCGGACGAUUUGGUCGCCACUUCCACAACUUCGGGAGGCACAAGCAGCACGGGUGGAGGCUUUUAUAGGACAUAUUGCCCGCAGUACUACAACACGCCGCCGCAGUAUCCGGAUCUGUGUUAUCCGCCGACGUAUUCUCAUCCUCACGCUCAUCCGCCGCAUUACUACAAAUACCCACCCACUUACAGAAGGCAAUACUAUGGCUAUCAGGGAAGCCGGUGGGGAGGCGGACCACCGCCGGGCAGCGGGGGCGCCGGAGGUGGCCCUGGAGUCGUUGAUUAUCAGCCACCUCCGCCACCGCCCGGUGAAUAUCCGCUGCCACCCUAUUACUAUCCGACACCCCCCCAUCCGCCACCACCACAUCCACCGAAUCCGGCAUAUCUGCAUUCUCAGGGAAGACCUUUCGUAGACCCCUUUCAGGGUUGUCCAUGCCCGAUGCAAUCGUGUCCAAAAAACGUGGAUACUGGGGCCCUUAUUGGUAAUGGUAAGGGAGCGCCAGUGGUAUCGGGGCCCGGUCUGUCAUUGCCACCCAGUGCUUUGGUAGGUCCGCCCUCGCCGGCGAGGGGGCUAGCCGGGCUAGCACCCCCUCACGGUGCCAACGCCUGGGAUACGGAUCGCGUCCAAAUCAACACUCAUCGCAACCUAAAUCAGAACCAACCCCCCUCAGUCCCGUCGUCGCACAAUCUGGUCGGUGGACAUAGUCGCCUUCAAAGCCAAGACUGUAGAAGUAAGGACGAGCAAAAUUGUACGGAGGAUACGUUGCGAAAAUGUGGUUGUCAGAACGCCUGUACGUCCACCUGCGAAGUUAAGAUGGAGACAUUGUCGCCGACUGAGAAACUGUCGGUGACGGCGAAUUGUCCCAGCAAAUAUCACAAUUUCAAGCUAGAGAACAACAACGUCAAAUGCGAGUCCUGCAGCAUGGAGAUCGCCGACGGGCUGCCGUGCGUCGCCAAUUGUAACGUCGUGAAAUGCGAGUCGGACUACAAGUGCGACAUCAUGAAAUGCGAGCAGUGCAUGAAGGAAGGCCAGAUCGCUAUAUUGGAGAUGGAUAAGGACUCCGGUAUCGUACUGGAUGACAAGCUUGACGGCGAUCCCGAUGUGAAGGAGGAGUUGGACGUCGUGCUAAUCGACAGCGAUGAGUCCUGGAAGAAACCCGAUUAUGAAUCGACUGUACAAGAGACCGUCGAUGAUAAGGAUGAUGAAGACGAGGAGGAGGAGGAGGAGGAGGAGGAAGUCACGCAGGGACCGGCCGAGGUGGAGAUUGAAGCUGAAACUGAAGAGCAGCCCAAGUGCCAAAAGGUGACGAAGAGGAAGCUCUCGCUCGACAGUUUGUCGGACAGCAGAAAGAAGAGGAAGCUGAGCAAGAGAGCCCUGUCGGUCGGCUCGUCUCAGGAGGCGAACAACGAGCAAUCGGCGAGUGUGAUCGCGCCGAUCGAGCCGUUGCCGAAUAAAACUGACAGCGUGAGAGUCGAGGCGAGCGUGCCGAAGAAGAAGCAAGCGAAGAAGGACGUAGGGCCGCGAGGUCAAAAGCGCAAAGCGGAGGCGCCGAACGCGAAUGAGAGCGCGACGAAGAAGGCGAAGAGUUGUAAGCAGAAUGCGAUUAACAACGUCGGGAAUUGCUUGAAGCGAACCGCUAGCGAUAUCUCGAUAAUGGAGACCAUAGACGAUGUGAUACAGCAGAGCCUGCAAAUGACGCAGAGGAAGGAUCGCAAGAGCAAGAACUGUGAGCGCGUGGAGAAGAAAAAGAAGAGCAUAAAGGAAGAAUUGCCGACGGCGAAAAAAGUCGCGAAGAAGAUAGAUCAGAUGAAGCAGGCGAUUGCUGUCGAGAAAAUGUUGAAGGCGGUUUCGAAGAGUCAGUCCAAAGCAAAAGCGGACGUGAAGCUAAAAUCUAAGGCUCUGCAGGAGAGUAAGACUAAAAGUAAAAGUAAAGGUGGCAAGAUCGUGGAGACAAAAGUCCAGGAUACGAAAUUCAAGGUGCAGGAGUUGAAAGCGCGAGACGGUUCGAAGAAGCGCGACACCGUGUCCAAGACCAAAGCGAACGACAUUGGCGAAGACCCGAAGAAGUCGGCUGUAAUUAAGAAGAAGCGGAAAAACGCAAAGAAGUCGGUGAACGUCAAGAAGUCAGGCUGCAAGGUGGAGAACUCCUCAGUCGGAAACGAAAGCCUGACAUUAACGAGAAAAACGUUCCUGAAACCGAAGUGGAACAAUGGAUGGAGCUGGGAGGGGGAGCCCUUUGAAGCCAAAGUUUAUUUAACGAACGAGGAGACAGCCAUACGGCGAUGUUACGCGAGUAUGAGUCACGAGAGCGGCGACGUGCUGCGACCUAGGGACUGCGUGUUACUGAAAAGCGGUACGCGGAAGGGUGAUUUACCGUACGUUGCGAAAAUCGCUGCGCUCUGGGAGAAUCCGGACGACGGUGAGAUGAUGUUUUCGUUGCUAUGGUACUACAGACCCGAACACACGGAGCAGGGUCGAACGCCGCACGAUAGCGAGGACGAGGUAUUUGCUUCGCGCCAUCGGGAUGCAAACAGCGUCGCUUGCAUAGAGGACAAAUGUUAUAUCCUAACGUUUAACGAGUAUUGUCGGUAUCGUAAAAACUUACGGAGGAUCGAAGAGGGCUUAGAGAAUCCUGGCUUGAUAGUUCCGCCAGGGGACCAAGUGUAUCCAAGAGAGAAUCGGCAGCCUCCUAUACCAGUACCAUCAGACAUGGUGCUCUUCUGCCGACGUGUUUACGACUAUCGCGGGAAGAAACUCGUGAAGAAUCCCGGAUGACUCGAAUUCCUGUAAAAUGCAAACCGAGGAAGCUGAGGUCACACUGAGAACACAUUGAAACUGGCCGCGGGUUUCCUUUCAAGUGUAAUCGCGUCGAUCUGUUGAUCGAUUUGUCUUGAUUUCGAGGGGUAACGAGAUCCGAUUGUUCUUGUCGCGAAUUACCGGCUUCGCGAAAGCAGCCUCUACUUUCUGCACUUUUCGCCAUUCGCAUUUUAUCGAUUCGCUAGAGGAAUAGAUAGCGCUUCUACAUGAAGGAAUAUUCGAUUUUACCCAAAAGAAUUAUGGAAAAGUGAGGAAAGUGAAGUAGCGCGCGCGCGCGAGUGUUUCAACGAUAAUCGGAUUUCCUUCUACCCUUAAAAUGUAGGAAGAUUUUUAGAAUAUUGCGUCAAGAAAGACUUGCAGAAAAAGAAACGGCAUCUCGCGUAUAUCAUAUAUAUUGUAAAGCUAUCCCUAUCGCCGCUUGUAUUAAUCCGUCUUUCUAUCUUGCUCGUCUGCGGUAGCACGGAAAUCAUGAUGAAUCGUUCAUUAAUUCUGAUGAUAGACGUCGCGUCGAAUUCGCGUCGGCGGAUCGAGCGCGAAAAUGCGCGUCGAGCACUCACAUGCCGAAACAUAUAGAUCAAUUACAAGUUCCGGACGAUAUUUUUCCACGGGUGACAUUAAUCCGCAUGUUCCUCUCGCGAUCGCGUAUCUUCGACCGGGAUUCGGCUCGAGAACGCGCGCCCGCGCUCAUCGCCGUCCGCCCACGCGAACGAAACCGACGUACUCUCGAUAAACGUGUAUAAGCUGUUUCUAGGCGAGUUAGCGGGAUUUGACAAUUUUAUAGAGAGAAUCAUAUUUUUUGUGAGAUAGCAUUUUACACAACACUUAAAUGGAUAUUUUUCACAUAGGAGGUACAAAUGCACGACGCCGUCGCGUCGCGCGUCACGGCGCCUUAACUUGAAGGGAACCUACGAACAGUUUCAAUGAUAAGGAAUCAAAAGCAGGGACGAAAUUGCGGUUACUUAGCGAGAACAGCGAUAUAUGUAUAAGUGCUCUACCGUACUCCAAUCAAGCGUGUGCGACAUUACACUUCCAUCGUUCUAUGGUACACUUUUUGCAUCUAUCUCGGGGAUGCAGCUAGCUUUCGGAUGGAAACCCAACCGGCGCACAUAUGUCAUUUUCGUAAACGUAAUCAUUGUAAUAUGUAAAAUGCAUUUUUACAAACAGUGCCGAAGACAAAUGUUCCACAAUCAGAAGUGGCUCAAUCCGAAACAUUAGAUUGUACGAUAAGUUGUCAAUUUGAACAUCUUUGCAUGUCUUUAUUAGGAUUUUUGUGUCUAAAUAUGUACACAUUUAGAAAUCUUGUUAUUGUUGUUAUACUUCACAAGUGUUAAUUAUAGUAUGAUAGGUUUGGAUACUUUUUUUAAAAUCGAUUUAAUUGAUAUUGAUUUUUAAUACCUAAAAGGUAGCAAGAAAAAAUUGAAAAUCAGAGUGUUUUAAAGAGAAGAAUUGCGGAUCGAGCCAUUUCUAACUGACACGCCGCGUCUACGCUUAGUAAAGAGACCUUUGUUCGCUCGUUUUUUAAUACAAUUAUGACUCCUUCCAAGUAUACAGGAGACACAGACAUUUAAUAGCCAGGGACGUUUGUGUUUUGACCUGUCACACACCGCGAGUCGCUUCUACGUGCAGUUUUGAUUUCUUUUUUUUUUUACGAUUAUUCUUUUUACUUUGAUUCUUAACGAUCUCUGAGAUCCAUAAUGAGAGAGAAGUAGUUGUGUAUUAUCGCCUAUAACGUAGACGUAUAGAAAUAAAUAUAUAAUUUUGGUUCGUGUAAGAUCCAUGUAGCAAUUAGUCAGUACUCGCGGUAGAAUGCCAAAAAUAACCAAAACACAUUUAUGUCACACGAUUCACACGAGAAGCUUGACUUUUUUUUAUGCGCAUUAAUAUUAAUCACGACAGAAUUUAUCACCGGAUCAUUUGAUAAGUAAUUAUUUCUAUGGGAAUUCAUCGAAUCAUGUUGAUUUUGAUUAUUUACAUUUGUUGAGUGUAGCGGGCGUUUGUUGGAAAUUAUAUUAUUUAAAAUUAAUAUAUUGAUCAUAUAUGAUUAUUAUUUAAUAUCUAAUAUAUUGGACUUAGGCAUUAAGUUAUUUUGCGAGAGCGUAGUAAGGAAUAAACAGGUAGAACAGAGCGCGCGCGUGUUUAUGGCUGUAUGUGUUAUGUGUGCGUGCGAAGAAAGAGAAAAAGAGAAGAGAAGUUCAUGGCGAGCACUGUUAUAAAUGGGCGAGAAAAUCGAAAACGCGGUAAGGAGAGAAGCGAGACCAUGUCGACAGAUUCUGUUUGCGAGAAAUCUCACGAUACCGAUACAUUCUUUAAUGUGCAAAAUUUCUUCGUUGCGAUUCGAUGUAUCCGUUUUCAUAAUGUAUCCCGAUAACACUCGAUGAGAUGCGCUCGACGUAUUUGAUAAGGAUUUAGUCUUACGUAAACACCGUACACACAAUGCGUGGGUUUCAACGGACGCCGUUUCGAUUAAGUACCGAAAAACAAAAAACGCGCCGAAUCCUCACGCGAUGCACUUCCGCUUUCGACCGUGUUUAUCGGAAACCGAGAGAAACAAGGCGCUCCGGUCAAGCAUCUAACGCAAAAAUUCCAAAGAAACGCCGAUCCCGCGAGGGGUAAUGAAUUGCGGCGCUCGUCGGUAAUCCACCGGAUUCUUGCGUAAUCUUUUUAUAGGUAGUUUUAUAUUCCUUUUUAACGCGCAAAGAAGAUAACAGAGAGAGGCACGAAAGCGCAGAAGAUAACUUUUUUUUUUCUAGAGAAAUCGACCGUUACAGAUAGCGAAACCGGGAGAACAGUGAUACAGACGGAACAAUAAAAUAUUUGCUGAAGAAAUAUCGAGAAAGAGAAGAAAGAAAUUAAGAGGAGAGAAAAAGAAGAGUUGCACACGAGCGCGACUUUUUUAUCGUGUCACCGAAGACGAAGCGUACUCGUGGAGAUCAUCGAAACGAAAUAGGCGGAAUCGCGCGCCCGUGUAAAUAUUGUGUAUUCGCGUACGUGUAAUACCUAAAAAGAAAAAAAAAAGACAAGAGAGAAGAGCGCGGCUCCAUCCGAGCCGCGCGCGCAUGCACGGUGCGGGUGUAAUUUUCAGGAACUUACCUACCUAGCGACGGUUAACAUGGGAACAUUGCACACAAUGCAUAUCCUCUGUUCAUUUUACGUAGCCGACGUACUUUUUCCAUCGAGAGAAAGAGAGAGAGAGAGAGAGAGAGAGAGAGAGAGAGCGAAAGCAGGGAACUUCCCUUGGUCGUUCGUCAGGGCCCACGAGGUGUGCGAGGUCCGCGGCCUGCGCUUCUCUCGCUCCCUUCUUGCAUCCGCUUUAAUCAAAAUGCAACAAGUGUCGGCCGCGCGCGCUUGUCGAGAUCGGGCGCGUCGUCAGUCGCGUCGUCAAAACGCUCGUUCGAGACAUACCGUUCACGGGCGUGAACCGCCAAUGGAUUGACUCAUAUUGAGUAUUCACUCGAUUUGUAUUCAUCGUGAUAAUUUGUAAGCGACAAGGUGUAAAGGGAUCAUGUAUCUGAAUAUCGAAAUGAGCAAUGGGCGACUUCUAAACCCAUUAAUAAUAUAAGAGUAAACAUUAGACGCAUACUUUUUAUUAUUUGGUCCACUUAUGGCGAAGAGAUGCUGAGUUUUUUUAUUUGCGUGUCUUGUAUUACUUAACGAUAGCUUUUUUCCUUUUUUUUUUCAAAAUGGAAUAUUAGUCAGCGGAAGUCAGAUUUAAGUUAGAAAUCAGCCCAGAUAACACAAACACGUUCAAAAAAAUGGUAUAAAAUAUUGUAAGGCGUUUUAUGGGUUCUUGUAUUGUUUGGGAGAGAUACAAAGAUUCUGACUUCCACGAUGUAUUAAAAUGACAUUUAUGAAAUUGCUGGUUACAACACCGUCAUGAACAAAGACAUUAAAACAGAGGAUUAUUGAUAAAAUCCGAACAAAGCGUGAAAGAUUUAGUAGUAGUAGUAAAAUGCGAUGUUAUUUAAGACCGUUAUAUGUUAAUUAACAAAUUAAAACCGCGACGUUUCGUAACAUUCAACACUGUGAAUUGUGAAAAGGGAAGGACGUCCCGUUUCGACGUCGAUGGUUUCUCUAGCGUGCGGACCGCGAUCGUUGCCUGAUCUCGAGAACGCGACCGCUAUUUACGAACGAUCAACCCGAUGAACUUUCAUUGCGCGGCGUUACGCGGUUUGCCGUGCGGAUGCUCGAUUUCUUCUGGUUUAUUUGUUGGAACAGGAGAGCCGAGAGACGCGCGAUUGUACUCGUAGGCGGUGCCUCAUUCUCGUAGCUGUGAGACUUGUAUGCCCUCCUACAUUGCUUGUCUUUUGCUCUAUACAAAAAUAUUUGAUAUACGCAAUAUAUUGAAUUGAUGAGAACUUUUGUCUAGAUGAAUAUGGAUUCUGGGAUUAUUAUUGAUAUGAUUUUUAUAUUUAAAGAUAAGUUUAUAGCAAAUUAGAUGUUAUAUGGAUGUCUCUGAUUUUUUUCGUUCACGCUUUGGGGUAGAGAAUUUUAUAUAGAAUUGCGACUUUAUAUCGUUAUAAAAACAUUUUUAUUUUAUCUAUAUUGGUUCUUAUAUAUCGUUCUGAUCUUAUAUCAUUCUUAUAAUUAAUCUCUCAUUGUUCUAAUGUAGAUUCCUGAUUAGUAUUUUUUUAAGAGUAUUUCGUAAUAUUUUGAGAAAAAGUUUCAAUAUAUUUGUAAAUUUAAAUGCAAGACGCAUUAUACAUUAACAUCAUAUUGCAUAAUUUCAUUGCUUGGCUUGGAAUUUUAUUGCUUGGCGCGACGCAUGAAGCGAGCUAAAAAUAUUGCUCACGUAUCACUGAUAUUUUGUCCGCAAAUGAUUUAUAUGUUAGUUCAGUAUCAGUUGUUCUCCAAAAAUAAAUGAACUAUUUGAUCUAUUAAAUAUUUAAAUAAUCGAUUAAAUAAGAAUCCAAGUAAAGUUAACUUUUUUUCGAUAUUUUUCUUUUUUCAAAAAUAUCGCCUUAUUUAGAAAAAUGUCGUUGACACAAAUGAAAAGUUUUCUGUUAGCAAAUACUAUCGAAUAAUCGUAUCUUGUGUCUUCGCAGAUCAGUUGUUAUGUGAAACAUAUUGAAAAAAAUGUGCAAGACUCGCAGGUAGAUUGCAUUUCUAAAGAAGCGAGGCACGCCUAGGAAUUUCAUGCUUAUAAUUGUAAAUCAUUGCGAAGCGUCUUGAGCCGAGAACUGUUGACAGAAAUAAACAAGAAGUCUAAUUUACCAAGUGUCUUACUAAAGUAUCUAUUCCGAUUACACCAAUAAACGAUGGAUACGGGUUCUCAGUAUGAAAGGAUGUCAAGUAUAGUCGUUUGAUGUUAAUUACACGAACUUUGGAAAUCGCAAAACGUUCGGAAACAUCACAAUUUUCGGAAACCUAUAUCUAUUUAUAUUGUCGCUAUUAUAAGAAAAAGGAAGAUUGUAUCCUAUGAUAAAAAUUUACUUCUUCAUUCAUAACUCCGGAGAGCCGAAAGAAUUAUAAACUGAUUUAUUUUUGUGAUUUUAGAAACUGCGAUUUUAUGUUUUUGUUUAAGAAAAUCUGUACAUAUAAUUUUGCUUUGUCAUUUCGUAACAAUUAGCUGUUCGAUUGUCUUAUUUAAUUAUAUGUAAUUUUAUUUUAAAACCAUUUCUCGCAUUAAGUUUGCAUUGUAUCAAUACCUGCAAAAGAAUUUUGUAUUUUUCAGAUAA